GAUAAAGGAUAGAGGAUGUCCGUUGUAGUCAGUAACCCACUUACAAGACCCUUGGUAUAUCUGGACAUAGAGUGCUAUACAAGUGUUUUACAAAUAAGAGAUGAUGACGAUUAGAUUUGUUUGCAUAAUAUUAUCAAUUAUCUCAGAAUCAUGUCAACAAGAAACGUGUUCUAAAGAUGGCACAGACUGCACCGAAAACAACAAAGAUAAAUUCCAAGAAAGCAUGAAUCUUAGGCGAUAUUUUCCCGAAUUACAAGACAUAAUCAAUGGAGAGUAUCAAUUUCCAGCAGAUUUCUUUACAGGUUAUUGUGAAAUUAUGGAUAACAAACGCGGUGAUGUAGGCCUUUCUUAUAACUAUAUGGCAGGAGAUAAAUUCGUCAAAAGAUUGUGUUCUGGGAAUACUGCAAAAGAAUUAAACAAACUGGUGCCUUGUGUAAAUGACAAGCAAGUAAGGGGAAGCUUUGUCAGGGGAAUAUCUAACAUGCCGGAUAUCUCCGAGCCACCAGAGGACAUGACGGAGAAAGAGGCACAAAAAAGGAUAUGCAGUUUUCUAUCAUCAUCCCUCACUAAGCUGCUGAAAAUUCUCCAACCUACCUGUGAUCAAAAAGGCUUCCACACAAUGGUCAAAUUAGUAACAGACAUUCUGAAAAACCCCGAGGACCAUGACAUUCCCCUCCUUAACAUACCGGGCACUUGUAUAACAGGCCUGCAAAAGCAGCUUAACAAGCAGUUUAAUGAUUAAAUAUUCUGUUCUGGAUUAUUUUUUCGAAGUUUUUAGUCAUAAAAAAAUAAA
Molecule: messenger RNA, 793 nt
Organism: Saccostrea cuccullata (small rock oyster)
Lineage: Eukaryota; Metazoa; Mollusca; Bivalvia; Ostreida; Ostreidae
Exons: 5
Coding region: 101-742 (213 amino acids)
Source: RefSeq, a predicted model, not a curated record